Messenger RNA from Dentiscutata erythropus, 141 nucleotides. The record is from the annotation of a GenBank genome assembly. Lineage: Eukaryota; Fungi; Glomeromycota; Glomeromycetes; Diversisporales; Gigasporaceae.
AUGUCUCAAAUUAUAUUGGCAAUUGCUAAAACUGAAGCAAAUAAGAUAAAACCAAAAAACCAAAGAAGUAACUAUGAAAAUGAAUUAUUUUUAAACUUUAUUCAAAAAAGUGAAAGUCUUAAUAAUAAUUAUGCCAAUUUA